This is a messenger RNA of Helicoverpa armigera (cotton bollworm), 1238 nucleotides long. RefSeq names its product geranylgeranyl transferase type-2 subunit beta (gene betaggt-II). Gene Ontology annotation, biological process: protein geranylgeranylation. NCBI's taxonomy places the organism in Eukaryota, Metazoa, Arthropoda, Insecta, Lepidoptera, Noctuidae. Gene Ontology annotation, molecular function: Rab geranylgeranyltransferase activity. The record is from RefSeq and is a predicted model, not a curated record. Gene Ontology annotation, cellular component: Rab-protein geranylgeranyltransferase complex. The coding region runs from base 73 to 1071 and encodes 332 amino acids. The transcript has 6 exons.
AUCAUCACAAAAUCCGAAAAUCCUAUUUCUUGCAUUAAAAGUUAAUUUAUUAGCCGAAAGUGAAAUAAAAACAUGGCGUUUACCACCAAAGACGUGAAUUUAAAGCCGGACAGGCCUAAAACCUUAUUGUUGAAGAAGCAUGCGGACUAUUUGGCGACUUACGGAUCUAGUCAUGAUGACUACGAGUAUUGUAUGACUGAAUAUCUUCGCAUGUCUGGUGUUUAUUGGAGUCUGACUGCUAUGGAACUUAUCGGGGCAUCAGACAGAAUGCCGAAAGAAGACAUAAUAAAGUUCAUCAGCUCAUGUCAGAACAAGGAGAAUGGCGGUAUCUCAGCUUGCUUUCCACAUGACCCACAUAUAUUGUACACCUUGAGUGCUGUGCAGGUCCUCACAAUGUAUGACAGACUGGAUGCAAUAGAUGUAGAUGGUGUUGUCAAAUAUAUUGCUUCCCUGCAACAAGAGGAUGGCAGCUUUUUCGGUGACAAAUGGGGCGAGAAGGACACGAGGUUUUCCUUCUGUGCUGUGAUGUGCCUGUCGCUCUUACAAAGGCUUGAUGCCAUCAAUGUGGAUAAGGCUGUUGAGUUCGUCCUUAGCUGCAUGAACUUUGAUGGGGGCUUUGGAUCUAAACCUGGCUCUGAAAGUCAUGCUGGUCUAAUAUACUGCUGUGUCGGCACCCUCUCCAUUUGCAAGCGGAUGGACGCGCUAAAAGUAGAUGCUCUCGCGUGGUGGCUGUGUGAGAGGCAGCUGCCCAGCGGUGGGCUGAACGGCAGACCUGAGAAACUGCCAGACUUGUGUUAUUCUUGGUGGGUAAUGGCAUCACUUACAAUGCUGAACAGAAUCCGCUGGGUGGACCGCGAAAAAUUAGAAGAAUUCAUCUUAGCUUGCCAAGACGCUGAAACGGGUGGUUUUAGCGACCGGCCAGGCGAUGUUACCGACCCAUUCCAUACGUUAUUUGGUCUAGCAGGCCUUUCGUUGUUAGGCAACACCAAGAUCAAACCUGUCAACCCAGUCUACUGCAUGCCACAGGAAACCAUUGAUAGGUUAAAGUUACAACCAGAAAUUAUGAUGUAAUUUUGAACUGUAUGACAUGUAUGAAGAAUUGCGUGAGGAGUCAUUUUGAAUACCUAUCUAAUAAGAGCACAGUGAUUUGUAUGUAUAAAUGUAAUAUGCAGAAGUUUUGUAUUUAUUUUAUGUUUAAGUAUAUUUGCAAUAAGAGAAUAUAAUGUGAUACAAUGGAA